AUGAACGAUUACAUUUGUUAUAAAAAGAGGAAAGGGGAUUUCAAAGAUUUUGAAAUCAAUAAUAUAGAAGAAUUCACCCAUACAUCAAAGAAAAUCGAUUUAAAAAUACCUAUCAAAGUUACUGAUGAAGUAAGUUUCUUAAAGUGGUUCAAUUUCUUGAAAACUUCAAUACCUUUAACUAAAUAUAAGGAUUUACUUAAUUUGAAUUAUGUUAAUGAAAAGGAUAAUUCGUAUUGUAAGAAAUUAUUGAGAUUCAACAUUUCUUGUUUCAAAUAUCAAACUUCAAAUAAUGAAUUGAAUCAAAUCUUAUCUAAUUCAAUUGAUGAUAUAAUAUUACAAGAAUCAGGUUUUAGCAUGAAAGAAUUAGCAUAUUGUAAUUUUGAAAAAGUGAAGAUAUUUUUCCAAUCAAAGAUAAAUGUAUUUUACUUGAUGAGUUUAGAGAAUAAUUUAAAUUUCAAUAAUACUAAUAAAUUACAAUUCUUAAACGAUUUAGAUCAUUUAACUAAUGUUUAUCAAUUAGUAUUAAAUGAAACACCAUCCAAGGAUUUGAAAAUAAAUUGGAUUGUCAAUUCCAUCAAUAAAGAUCAAAUAUUCAAAAAUAAUGAAAUCCUAAUUGAUAUUCAAGAUAAUUGGGAAUCUAUUUGUAAAGAUCCUUUGAAUUUGAGGAAGGUAUUAUUAAAGUAUUAA
This is a messenger RNA of Yamadazyma jaroonii, 687 nucleotides long. The record is from the annotation of a GenBank genome assembly. NCBI's taxonomy places the organism in Eukaryota, Fungi, Ascomycota, Pichiomycetes, Serinales, Debaryomycetaceae.